Ilex paraguariensis (yerba mate) is the source of this 524-nucleotide messenger RNA. Lineage: Eukaryota; Viridiplantae; Streptophyta; Magnoliopsida; Aquifoliales; Aquifoliaceae. The record is from the annotation of a GenBank genome assembly.
AUAGAAAUGGAGGCUUCACUGAAGGUCAUCUACAUUCUGGGGUUGCUCGCAAUCGUUGGCAUUGCAGGGCUUGAAAGGGCAGAUGGGGCAGGGGCAGGGCCAUGUGGAAAAUCUUCUCCAGAUGAUGAGGCUAUGAAGCUGGCCCCUUGUGCAAUGGCGGCACAAGACGAGAAGGCUGCUGUCUCAGACAGUUGCUGCCUUCAGGUGAAGAGAAUUGGUCAGAACCCAAGCUGCCUCUGUGCUGUAAUGCUUUCUAAUACUGCCAAGAGUUCUGGAAUCAAACCAGAAGUUGCCAUGACCAUUCCAAAGCGCUGCAACAUUGCUAAUCGUCCUGUAGGCUACAAAUGUGGACCCUACACCCUUCCUUGAUAGGAUAAAAUAAGUUCUGGAGGACCAUGGAUUACAUAAAACUCAGAUGAGAAGGCCUCUGUAUCUACUAGUUUAAUGAAAAAGAGACUGUGUUGCUUCAGCUAGUGUUUGUCAACAAAUAAAAGUUAGCAGCUUAUAUGUUACAUUAUAUCCAG